This is a messenger RNA of Penicillium daleae, 1815 nucleotides long. Its product is annotated as prefoldin-like protein. NCBI's taxonomy places the organism in Eukaryota, Fungi, Ascomycota, Eurotiomycetes, Eurotiales, Aspergillaceae. The transcript has a single exon. Bases 1 to 1815 code for a protein of 604 amino acids. The record is from RefSeq and is a predicted model, not a curated record. Gene Ontology annotation, biological process: negative regulation of phosphatase activity; negative regulation of transcription by RNA polymerase II. Gene Ontology annotation, molecular function: chromatin binding; transcription corepressor activity; phosphatase inhibitor activity.
AUGGGUAUCCCGAAUCACAAUUUCCACGACCUCGAGCAGCGGCGACUCGCCCUCGAAGACAAUAUCUCCGAGCUCCAGAAAUCCCUCUACCACUGGCGAACCUGGGAGGCGGAAUACGAUGGCUUUCGAGAGGAGAUCAAAGAGUUGCACGACGAUGCCACCACCGAUGAUUUCAUCGCCGUUGCGCGCCAGUACGAAGGGUCGCUAGUGAACGAAAAGGAAAUACAGACGAUCCUUCGAACAGAGGCGGGCGUCACACGAUCGCGCACCCAAAUCGUCGACCUUCUAGGCAGACGAAUCGAUUAUGUGAAGCAGAAUGGCGCGACAAUAGAGAAGAGACUUCGAGGGGUAGAGAACGAGCUGUACACGUUGGAUUCGGACGACCAGCUCCCUGCCGAUAUCACCAGUGAUCAAGGGUUCCCAAUGAAGGAAAUCAUGGAAGAACUGGACGAGGAGGGGAACGUGAUUUCCAGCUCGGUCAAUGCCCCCGGAGACCAUGCGCCGGCGAUUCUGGAAGCUCUGAAGAAGGCUGGCGUUGACGAGAUUCCGGAGACCUCUCAGCCAACUGAGAAAGUUGUCGAGUCCAGCGCUGUUGAUCAGAAGGAUAAUGUAGAUACGGCCGAGGAUCAGGCCGAAGUGGUAUCAAAUGGCCGCGCAUCCACCACGAACGGACGCGAUGUUUCACAAGAGGAGGAGGAGCUAGACCUGUCGCAACCAGUGUCACUUGUCACCCCAGAGGAUCGCAACCAGUCUCCGGUGACUAAUAUCGACGAACCUGCCGAUGAGGCAACUCUCCGACGCGAAAUGCUGGAAUACGGCAUCCACGAAAUUGGCACAAUCGUUGCAGAACUAGAACUGGAUGACGAUGCCAGCGAGUUCUCCAUCUCGGACGAGGACAACGACAUGGCCACAGAAGAGGAGGAUGAAGAUGAGUUUGGUCGGUCACACCUCGUGUUGUCCGAGGAGUACCAUCGCCAAAUGCGGGAGUUGGAAGCCAAACUUAGCGCCAGGGGCAUGACCAAUCUGGGCAAGGACACUCAAACCUUCCCCGAGGAAAUUCGCCAGGAGAUUGAAAACUCUGCCACAGAACUGGUGCAAGAGGAUGGAGAGGCCGGUAGCUCUGAUAAGGGCAAGAAGCCGAAGAAGAAGGUCGCUUUUGCAGAGGAAUUAGACAUCGCCCCGACAUCUGCGCCCGCUGUAGCUGAGACGAAGGCUCCUGCGCCAAAGCCGCAAGCAAGCGUCCAGGUCCUCUCAGAUGCCAUCGUUGAGCGCACAGAGCCGCCACAGGAGUCUCGUUCAGCCUCAUCCAAUGGAUCUAAGAAGUCCUCUCGGUUCAAGACCGCUCGAGCAGUCGAUUCUGCGGCUACAGCAGCCGAACCAUCCGCCAAACCUGCAUCUUCCCAAAUGCCCUCUCAACCUUCUGAGCAUCAGGCUUCUCGCCCCUCAGCCACCACCGUUCCCUCAGCCACACCCCCUGGUCUGUUCCCUGCCACUCCCAGAGAGCCAAAGCCAUUCUCCACGCCGAUCAUAGACCUUCCCGCUGGACCCUCAGCUCCCACGCCUCCAGAGGGCAAAACGUUGGCCGAGAAAUUGGUUGAGCGAGAUAUUGCUCCUGGGUCUAUCACAGCUCCGGAACCAGACGAGUUGAACGAAGAGAUUCAUCGCCGUGAGAUCGCUUCUGAGUUUUACAGAAUACGUAAUAGCAAGAUCCAACAGCAAGGUGGCUUCGUCAAUGAGGAAGAGCCAGAGUUUGUACCUGUUGAGGAGCCGGUGCAACGCGUGAGCAGAUUCAAAGCUGCGCGGCUUCGACCUUAG